CGCGCGACCGCGAGGCUAAUCCGUUAAUGCGUGCUCUUCUCCCGGCGUCGCUCGGGUUGAAUCAGAUCAAGACGAGAUCUCCGUUUCUGUCGAACCUCAGGUUCUCGUCGUCGACGUCCGUGGGCGGCGAGGGGCGUAAAGAGAAGGAGCACAAAGCGGUCGACGCGAGGCCCAAAAGGGCGGUUCUUCCGCAUCUUCGUAUAACUUCUGAGGGCGAAGGAAAAAAGGUGGUGUGGAGUCAAUCGAAAUCGUUUGACAAGCGACCAGCUCUUAAUCCUGCUUUGGAGGCUCAUCAUGCAGCGUUUGCUAAAGAAAUACAGUCUCCUCGUUUCCAAGCCAUACUGCGGCUCACAAGCGGCCGUAAGAAGAAGGCAACACCGCAUAUCAAGAGCUUCUCUCACGAGCUCAAUUCGAAAGGGGUUAAGCCAUUCCCUGUUUGGAAGCCUCGUGCAUUUGCACACAUGGAGGAGAUCAUGGUUGCAAUCCGUGCUAAGUUUGACAAAAUGAAGGAAGAGGUUAAUUCUGAUCUAGGUAUUUUUGCUGGAGAUUUGGUGGGUAUUCUCGAAAAGUCUUCAGGAACUCAUCCUGAAUGGAAAGAGAGUUUGGAGGAUUUGUUGGUUAUAGCAAGCAGAUGUGCGAAGAUGCCGCCCAAUGAAUUUUGGAUUAAGUGUGAAGGCAUCGUCCAGAAUCUAGAUGACCGGCGUCAAGAAUCGCCAAUGGGGAUCCUUAAGCAAGUCCAUACCCGCCUUCUUUUUAUCCUCACUCGAUGCACAAGGCUCGUGCAGUUUCAGAAGGAAAGUGGCUAUGAAGAAAACCACAUUUUGGGUCUUCAUCAGCUUAGUGAUCUCGGAGUCUAUCCAGAGCAAGUUUUGGAAGCCUCACAGAAUGACUUCAGUGGCCCAUUAAAUGCUAAGGAAGGGAAUGGCAAGCAGAUGAAGAAGUCGCAUGGUCAGGAACAAGGUGUUUUAACUUCAGGACAUGUUGGGCUUGAAAACAAUUUAAGUAACGGGGGUGAUGGUGUUGAAGUCAGCACUGCUAAAAGCAUUACUUCAUCGACUGGUAGCUACAGAAUGUCUUCUUGGAAGAAACUUCCUUCUGCUGCUGAGAAAAAUCAUAAAGGCUCUGAUGCUGCUGAAACUCCUUCCAAAGAUAAAGCUGAUCUGUUUCAUGGUAAAAAUGAACCAAGAAUUGACGGCGAUUGUCAUAUUGACAAUCUGGAUGCUCUAGUUGGCCUUCCUGAAAGUUCAGAAGGAUUCAUAGGAGUGAAAAAGGUUUCUUGGGGAUUGACAUAUGAGAAUCUUAUGAUCUGUCGUAUUUGUGAGGUCGAAAUACCUACAGUACACGUAGAAGAGCACUCUUGUAUAUGUACAAUAGCUGAUAGGUGUGAUUUGAAGGGUUUAACUGUAAAUGAAAGACUCCAAAGAGUUGCAGAGACACUCGAGAAGAUAUUAGAAUCUCUGACACCUAGAAGCACACCUAGAAGUGCGGUCUCUCCACAAGGAAGUCCCCGUGCUGCCAGAGCAGAUACAUUAAGCAUGCAUGAGGAGCUAGAUCAGUUGUCACCUCAAAAGAAUGACCUGUCUUCCCGCUACUCUGAAGACAUGCUCGAGUGUGUCCCUGACUCUCUUAAUGCUUCUGUCAUGGAUGGUUUGAAAGCUUCACGUAACAUGUCCUGUGAAGCUCAUUCUUUGAUGGUUUCUGGUCUUGGUUCGAAGACUUCCUCGGGGGGAAGCUUGACACCACGCUCGCCAUUAUUAACAACAUUGACAAGCCAAAUUGAAAUGCUGCUGAAUGGAGGAAAAAUCUUGUCAGAUCUUGAGAAUUCUCAGCAGAUAAACAAGCUAGUGGACAUUGCUCGUUCUGUUGCAAAUGUGAACACCCUUGAGUACAGUACAUUGGAGUAUAUGCUUGAGCGUCUAGAGGACUUGAAGUACGUCAUCCAGGACCGAAAGGUUGAUGCUCUUGUUUUGGAGACAUUUGGUAGACGGAUAGAGAAGUUACUUCAGGAAAAAUACGUACAUCUAUGUGGACAAAUAGAAGACGAAAAAGUGGAUAACUGUAUGGAUGAUGAAGAGAGCUCGUUGGAAGAUGAUCCCGUUCGCAGCCUGCGUGCAAGCCCCAUUGGUACAAGUUGUAAGGAUAGGACAUCCAUAGAAGAUUUUGAGAUUAUAAAACCGAUUAGCAGAGGUGCAUUUGGACGAGUUUUCCUUGCCCAGAAAAGAGCAACUGGUGAUUUAUUUGCCAUAAAGGUUCUUAAAAAGGCUGACAUGAUUCGCAAGAAUGCUGUUGAAAGUAUAUUAGCUGAGCGUGACAUCCUCAUAUCAGUUCGCAAUCCUUUUGUGGUUCGCUUUUUCUACUCUUUCACAUGCAGGGAAAAUCUCUAUUUAGUCAUGGAGUAUUUAAAUGGUGGAGAUCUUUACUCUUUGUUGAGAAACUUAGGCUGCUUAGACGAAGAUAUGGCUCGUAUAUAUAUAGCAGAAUUAGUUCUUGCUUUGGAGUAUCUGCACUCACUAAAUGUCAUUCAUAGAGACUUGAAGCCUGAUAACUUGCUGAUCGGUCAAGAUGGACAUAUUAAGUUGACAGAUUUUGGGCUUUCGAAGGUUGGGCUUAUCAACAGCACCGAUGACUUCUCAGGUCCACCAGCUUGUAAUGCAGUAUUUUUUAGUGAUGAUGAGCCAAAAUGUCCACGUUCAAUUAAACGAGAACAGAGGAAGAAACACUCAGUAGUUGGAACACCAGAUUAUCUAGCUCCAGAGAUUCUUCUAGGCAUGGGACACGGUGGAACUGCAGAUUGGUGGUCCGUAGGGGUGAUUCUUUUUGAGAUGCUUGUGGGAAUUCCACCAUUCAAUGCAGAACAUCCACAAAAAAUUUUUGACAACAUCAUGAAUAGAGACAUACCUUGGCCGAAAGUCCCAGAGGAGAUCAGUUUUGAAGCAUACGAUUUGAUCAAUAAAUUGCUCAUUGAAACUCCAGUUCAGAGACUAGGUGCAACUGGAGCCAGGGAGGUGAAGGAACAUCCCUUCUUCAAAGAUAUAAAUUGGGACACGCUUGCUAGGCAGAAGGCCAUGUUCAUACCAUCAGCAGAACCACAAGACACCAGUUAUUUUAUGAGUCGUUAUAUAUGGAACCUAGAGAAUGAAGAUGUCCAAGGAGGUAGUGACUUUGACGAACCGAACGACACCUGCAGCGAAUCAUGCAGCAGCAGCUCAUUCAGUAACAUGCCAGACGAAGAUGGAGAUGAAUGUGGAAGUUUGGCAGAUUUCAAAAGUUCCGCUCUCACUGUGCAGUACUCAUUCAGCAACUUCUCUUUUAAGAAUUUGUCUCAGCUAGCUUCCAUAAACUAUGAUAUGAUGGUGAAGAAUAAUAAAGAUGCGCCUGAAGUUUCCAAACCAUGCGUUCCUUGAAGCCCUCCUGGGAGAAUUAAGGACUGCAUCAGAGCAUGAUCUUCCUUGAGGACGAUGGUUUUGGCAGAACCACUUGAUGAGUUGUUCACCCAAACUGAGGUGAUUAAUCCUUAUGCAGAUGAAACCUAGUUAUUGUGAAGGGUUAAGGUCAACACUAUCUGCCUGGUGUUCUUCCUAAAUGCGUAGAGGGACUGAGGAUGAAUUCCCAAUGAUGCUAACAGCAGUACACAUCUCAUGUUCGAGCCAUGGGAUUGUGACAAGAUCAUGGUUGUGUAUAUAUAGAGGCAUGAUCCACCGAGUCAAUGAAAUUUUGUUCUCCACUGAGUACCUUGAAGUUGCAACGACAUUGUUAAUAUCAUAUAGCAGUUGUAGUUUUCCGCUUCUGUUGAAUAUGCCAUACAACAGAGCUCUGUUGGUGUUAAUACUUCUUCCUUUCGUACAAUGACAAAUUCUUGCCUUGACUGA
Molecule: messenger RNA, 3869 nt
Organism: Eucalyptus grandis
Lineage: Eukaryota; Viridiplantae; Streptophyta; Magnoliopsida; Myrtales; Myrtaceae
Product: probable serine/threonine protein kinase IRE
Exons: 17
Coding region: 27-3404 (1125 amino acids)
Biological process (GO): intracellular signal transduction; peptidyl-serine phosphorylation
Molecular function (GO): ATP binding; protein serine/threonine kinase activity
Source: RefSeq, a predicted model, not a curated record